AAAAAUAAACAACCUGAAAUAAGUAACAGUAAAUGUUGAGAUGGGUUUGAGGAUUGUGGAUAACUCUGGGGUAUCCUGCACCUUCCCUACUUAGCUUCAGUCAUAACUGGUUAAGCAGAGUGCUUGCAUUUACUUAACUCUUUCUCAUUUUCUCUUGUUCCAUUUCUGAGUAGCUAGUAACGUGUAGGAAAGUGGGUAGGUCAGAGGCUAAAAAAGGAAACAUUUCCUAAUGUCCUCCUAACCACAGCCUCUUGUCAUUUGCCAUGGGAUUGGAGAGGUGUGUUGUAUGCAUCGUGACUAAAAAGCAAAAGCAUCCCCAAAGCAGCACACUUUUUACCAUGAGAAGAGCAGAUUUGGGGGUUUGAAACACGAAUGCAGUCAAUGGGUGAGAUGCAGAUGGCAAGUUCUUCUGGCUCCUGGCUGUCCAACUGCCUGCUCUCUCUGAUCUUCCUCGAGCUGCCCACGCACCUGUCAGGGGAUGCCGGCAAGUUCCACCUGGUCUCGCUGGGGGCCACGGCCCAGCUGCUGUGCCCGCUGUCCCUCUGGCCGAUGACCGUGCCGGAGGAGGUAAGGUGGCUGCGGCCCUCACGUCAGCAGGGCUCCCGGGUCGUGCACAUGUUCCUGGGUGGGAAGGACAGAGAUGAAGAUGUGGUGCCGGAAUAUAAGGGCAGGACGGCGCUCGUGACCGAUGUCCAAGAGGGAAAAGUCUCUCUGCUGAUCCACAACGUGAGCCUUGAGGACCAAGGACCUUACCAGUGUCAGAUCCAGGUCGCAAACCUGACGCAAGAAGGCACGGUGACCCUGCGGGUUGCAGUCCCAUCUUCGGAAAGAAUCUCCUCCUCAACAGUGGCUCUGGCUGUGCUCCUACUUGUCCUGGGGCUGCUCAUCAUAGCAGGCAUUUAUGUCAUCUGGAAGCAAAGGAGAUCAAAAGAGAAGCUUCUGUAUGAACAGGCGUUGCAGGUAGAAAAUCUUCUUGAAGAUCAUGCAAAAGAAAAAGGAAGACUCCAUAAGGUCAUCAAGAAACUCCGGAGUGAACUGAAGUUGAAAAGAAGUGCAGCCAACUCAGGCUGGAGAAGAGCCCGGCUGCAUUUUGAGGCAGUGACCCUGGAUCCAGAUACAGCACAUCCGAAGCUCAUCCUGUCUGAGGACCGGCGAUGCGUGAGACUUGGCGACACGAAGCAGGCUGUGCCCAACAACCCGCAGAGAUUUGAUUUCGUUGUCAGCGUGCUGGGCUCCGAGUACUUCACAGCUGGCUGUCACUACUGGGAGGUGCACGUGGGCGGCAAGACCAAAUGGGUCCUUGGGGUGUGCAGUGAGUCGGUGCUCAGGAAGGGGAAGGUCACUGCCUCGCCUGCCAAUGGACACUGGCUUCUUCGCCAGAGUCGUAGGAAUGAGUAUGAGGCUCUCACAUCCCCACAGACCUGCUUCCGCCUGAAAGAGUUGCUAAGGUGUGUGGGGAUUUUUCUGGACUACGAAGCCGGCAUCAUCUCCUUCUACAGUGUGACCAGCAAAUCCCACAUCUUUACUUUCACUCACACUUUCUCUGGCCCUGUCCGCCCUUUCUUUGAACCUUGUCUUCAUGAUGGAGGGGAAAACACAGCACCUCUAAUGAUUUGUUCAGAACUACAGAAAUCAGAGGAAUCAGCUGUCUGCAAGCCAGAAGAAAAACCCCAUGCUAAUGGAGAUGUGUCCUUGAAGGUGAACCCUUCCUUACUGCCCCCGCAGGCCCCGGAGAUUUUCCCAUUCGAUGACAUGGUCCCGUCCUGGCCUUCUGACCUUGGCCCAGCCCUUCAAAAGCUCAAGGUUCCUUCUUUUUAGGGCUAUGCCUCAUGAACUGCUCCUGUGACCCUGCUAGAUUUCAAGCCUUCUGGGUUUUAAGGCUCUUGAGUCAACACCUGAUUCUGGAGUAUCAUUUCUCUUUAACUCAAAUCCAGACCCUUUUGUACUUCCUAUUUGUACAACUUUUCUCCUAGGGCUUCAUUUUGAACCCUGCCUCUCUUCUAGGGACUUGAAAUUCCCAUUGCUCUAGAAGGAGAUUCGUAAAAACCAAAUGCUCAAUUUAGGUUUAGGAGAAAAUGUUGAAUUGUGUCACCAGGUUUAACUUAGGGUCGGAGGAAGCAUUCUUUACUUGAGGGAAUAUUUAUAAGAAUCUCUACCCGUCUUAUCCUGUGCUCUGGCUUUGAAGAGAUAGUUCCCAAGCCCUAGCUUCUUUCUUUUCCAUCAAGGACUGUUCAUUCCUUCUGUCUAUCCUU
Molecule: messenger RNA, 2252 nt
Organism: Chinchilla lanigera (long-tailed chinchilla)
Lineage: Eukaryota; Metazoa; Chordata; Mammalia; Rodentia; Chinchillidae
Gene: Ermap
Product: erythroblast membrane-associated protein (Scianna blood group)
Exons: 11
Coding region: 373-1818 (481 amino acids)
Molecular function (GO): protein binding
Source: RefSeq, a predicted model, not a curated record